This is a messenger RNA of Parus major (Great Tit), 7859 nucleotides long. It is a transcript of the gene SOX5, whose product is annotated as SRY-box transcription factor 5. The record is from RefSeq and is a predicted model, not a curated record. The transcript has 17 exons. NCBI's taxonomy places the organism in Eukaryota, Metazoa, Chordata, Aves, Passeriformes, Paridae. Gene Ontology annotation, cellular component: nucleus. Bases 366 to 2621 code for a protein of 751 amino acids. Gene Ontology annotation, biological process: positive regulation of chondrocyte differentiation; cell fate commitment; regulation of transcription by RNA polymerase II. Gene Ontology annotation, molecular function: RNA polymerase II cis-regulatory region sequence-specific DNA binding; DNA-binding transcription factor activity, RNA polymerase II-specific.
UUCUUUUUAAAGGGAUGUGGGAGUAUCGGCACCUCCUACGUAACGCUCAUCAGCGUGCAGAAGUAAACUAGUCUGGUCACUUAUGGAGGCCCAUUUAAACCAGGAGGAUUACUCAGCCUUCCCCUUGCUGAUGACCGGGUUCCUGUUUGAUCCUGUUUACAAGCUUUCGAAGAUUGAAAAGAACCCCAACUCCUCUGCAUUGGCUAAUUCAGAGGCAGCAAUUGUGUGAGCAGCCCCUUGGCAAGAGGACCAAGUGUAGUUUGUGACAGAAUUGAAUGGAGAUGAUCCCAAGCUGAAAGUCAAAACAGGAUCUUCCUUUAAGUUCACCGAGUGACCUGCAAUUUCAUUUCAGCAUCUAACACAGGAUGUCUUCCAAGCGACCAGCCUCUCCGUAUGGGGAAGCAGAUGGAGAGGUAGCCAUGGUGACAAGCAGACAGAAAGUGGGAGAAGAGGAGAGUGACGGGCUCCCAGCCUUUCACCUUCCCUUGCAUGUGAGUUUUCCCAACAAGCCUCACUCUGAGGAAUUUCAGCCAGUUUCUCUGCUGACGCAAGAGAACUGUGGCCAUAGGACUCCCACUUCUCAGCACAACACAAUGGAAGUUGAUGGCAAUAAAGUGAUGUCUUCAUUUGCGCCGCACAACUCAUCUACCUCACCCUUGAAGGCAGAAGAAGGUGGGCGUCAGAGCGGAGAGUCCUUGUCCAGCACAGCGCUGGGAACCCCGGAGAGGCGCAAGGGGAGCCUCGCCGAUGUCGUGGACACCCUGAAGCAAAGGAAAAUGGAAGAGCUCAUCAAAAACGAGCCAGAAGAAACUCCCAGUAUUGAAAAGCUACUAUCAAAGGACUGGAAAGACAAGCUUCUUGCCAUGGGAUCAGGGAACUUUGGAGAAAUAAAAGGGACUCCAGAAAGCCUCGCUGAGAAAGAAAGGCAGCUCAUGGGUAUGAUCAAUCAGCUGACCAGUUUGAGGGAACAGCUGCUAGCAGCUCACGAUGAACAGAAGAAGCUGGCUGCAUCUCAGAUCGAGAAACAACGCCAGCAAAUGGAGCUGGCUAAGCAGCAACAAGAGCAGAUUGCAAGACAACAGCAGCAGCUUCUGCAGCAGCAACACAAAAUUAACCUUCUUCAGCAACAGAUCCAGCAGGUCCAGGGUCAGCUGCCUCCAUUAAUGAUUCCCGUAUUCCCUCCAGACCAACGAACCCUAGCAGCAGCUGCACAGCAAGGAUUCCUUCUUCCUCCUGGUUUCAGCUACAAGGCGGGAUGCAGUGACCCCUACCCCGUUCAGCUGAUCCCAACUACCAUGGCAGCUGCUGCCGCAGCAACACCGGGCUUAGGCCCACUGCAACUGCAGCAGUUGUAUGCUGCCCAACUUGCUGCGAUGCAAGUGUCUCCGGGAGGCAAGAUUCCUGGCAUUCCCCAGGGGAACCUUGGUGCUGCCGUGUCCCCUACCAGCAUCCACACAGACAAGAGCACAAACAGCCCUCCACCCAAAAGCAAGGAUGAAGUGGCCCAGCCUCUGAACCUUUCAGCCAAACCCAAGACAUCUGAUGGCAAAUCUCCCACAUCACCCACCUCUCCUCACAUGCCAGCUCUGAGAAUAAACAGUGGGGCCAGUUCGCUAAAGUCCUCCGUGCCAGCAACAUUAGCGAGUCCUUCGGCCAGAGCCAAUACAAUAGGUUAUUUAAAUGACCACGAUGCUGUUACCAAGGCAAUCCAGGAGGCCCGGCAGAUGAAGGAGCAGCUACGGCGGGAGCAGCAGGUGCUGGAUGGGAAGGUGGCCGUGGUGAACAGCCUGGGUCUCAGUAACUGCAGGACAGAAAAAGACAAAACAACAUUGGAGACCCUGACUCAGCAGCUGGCAGUAAAACAGAGUGAAGAUGGGAAGUUCAGCCACGCAAUGAUGGAUUUCAACAUGAGUGGAGACUCUGAUGGAAGUGCAGGAGUUUCCGAGUCUCGGAUUUACCGGGAAUCCCGAGGCCGCGGUAGCAAUGAGCCCCACAUCAAGCGCCCGAUGAAUGCGUUCAUGGUGUGGGCUAAGGAUGAGCGGAGGAAGAUCCUUCAAGCCUUCCCUGACAUGCACAAUUCCAACAUCAGCAAGAUACUAGGAUCUCGCUGGAAAGCUAUGACAAACCUAGAGAAGCAGCCAUACUAUGAGGAGCAGGCCCGGCUCAGCAAACAGCACCUGGAGAAGUACCCAGACUACAAAUACAAGCCCAGGCCGAAGCGUACCUGCCUUGUAGAUGGCAAAAAACUACGCAUUGGCGAGUACAAGGCCAUCAUGCGCAACAGACGCCAGGAGAUGAGGCAGUACUUUAAUGUUGGGCAACAAGCACAGAUCCCCAUUGCCACCACGGGCGUAGUGUACCCAGGAGCCAUCGCCAUGGCAGGAAUGCCUUCCCCACACCUGCCCUCGGAGCACUCCAGCGUGUCCAGCAGCCCAGAGCCCGGCAUGCCCAUCAUCCAGAGCACUUACGGAAUCAAGGGCGAGGAGCCGCACAUCAAGGAGGAGAUGCAGCCCGACGACGUCAACGGAGAGAUCUACGAUGAGUACGAUGAGGAGGAGGACGACCCCGAUGCAGACUAUGGCAGUGACAGUGAAAACCACAUUGCGGGGCAAGCCAACUGAUUCGGGGUCCCAAUGUCUCGUGACCUGCAGGACUUCAAGGAAAAAAAGAAAAAAAAAAAAUAAAUAAAUAAAGCCCCAUCUGGUUUAUCCUUGCCAGUGGCCAAGCACAUUAACUUUCUCAUACACUGACUGUUACUUUAACUGUUAGUCUUAACUAGUUGGGACAUCAGCUGACUAAUAGACAUCAGCCUGCAUCAGAAAUAAAAAGGCUCAGAAGAAAGGAAACAAAGACAACGACAACAACAACAGAAUGAUAUAAGCUAUGGGUAAAAUAAUGCCAGUAAUUCAGCUGCUAUACCCAAGCACUGAAGUCUUACCCGUUGACCUUUUAUUAUUAUUAUUAUUUUUUUCAAAUAAACUUUAUGGCUGUUUGUUCUACAAUGUUCUAGAAAUUCUCACUCAGGUACACAGUGCCAACAAGUGGCUUGUGAAUGUGUUUUGUUGUUUUGUGCUACAGUUUAAAGAGAAAUAAUUUUUUUUUUUUGGUAAUGCACCUGACAGGAAAAAGAAAAGAUAAAAUUCCUUUUAACCCCCUCUGUCUCCUCCUCCUCCUCCUCCUCCUUCUCCUCUUCUUCCUCUUCCUCCUCCUUCUCCUCCUCCCUGUCAAAUCUGGGUCAGAAGUGUGUGUGUGUGCGUGCCUGUGCGCAUGGCUGGCAAGGAAGGAAGUGGGGAGUCUUUCUGUUAACCCCAACAAGCAUUUCCUUUCAAGAGAGGACUUCUCUUCAUCAGUUGCACACCAUACUGAGUCUUUGAGCAAGUGCCAAAUUUGUACUAAAGCGCUGAACUAGUCCAAUUUGCUUUUUUUAGGUUGGUCUCUUCUUGUUUUGCUUUACUUUGGCUUUUCAUUUUCUUCUUGCUCUGUCUUAAGUUAGGACAGUGUUAUAUCUUAGACAAUCCCUUGAAGAACCUGAUAUACCAGCAGCUGGUGAGAUUAGACAUAUAUUUUUGGUUUUGCUUUUGCUUUUUAAAGGAAACUGUAGGUGCUGUUCUCAGGUGAAAAAAAAAAAAGAGAGAGAGAGAGAGAGAGAGACAUAAGAAAUCUAGAGAAAAAAAUAUUUUAUGGUCUUGGAUUUUCAUGUGUGCGUGUUUAUGGUACUAAUAAGAAUUAUCUUGGACUAUCGUGAGCAAAAAACAUGUUCCAGAAUGAAGUCCUGCACCCUCCAAAUGACUUGGUCUCUAAGAAACCUUUACUUUUCGUUUACACUUCAAGUGGCAGCAUAAACAACAUAUGAAAGGCUUGUCCAAAAUGUGGUUUGUUCUGCACAGGACACAGCAACUGGAAAUGUUACCUCCUCACUGAGCAUAAUUAAGUUACCACCAACAGGGUCCAGUUCUGAUGAACUCGUACCUUCAGGGUAGUUGAGUACUGAUUUCUGAUUCAAAAGGCAAAUUUUUUUUUAACUGACUUUUUUUUUUUUUUUUCUCCUGUGCACUGGCAGAAAUCCUUUUAUCAGUGAGAUGUUUGUGUAGGAAGGAAAGCUAAUAGCUAUGAAGAGAUUUCCAUAUUCAUAGUGGGGUUAUAAGAACUCAAACCUUUGCAGUGCUGAGUUUCCCUCCCUGCUGCCUCUCAAAACUGAAAAAUUAUCCUCCCAUGCUAAAAUAUUUUCAGUGUUGUUGUAGAGCACUUACAUUGCUUGGGCAGUUUUGUCUUCCUUGAGCAACCACAACCAGAUGAGGAAGCUGCUCUGUGCCCUGGGAAAGGCAGGUCUUGGGAUUGUGCUGAAGCAAAAACCUUCAUUGGAAUUGUGUUUUUAACUGAGGAUGCCAACUUCAUGUUGCUUCCUAGAAAAUUCCUACUCCCAGAGGGAGAUGCACUGCUGUAGUUAUCACCUCUAACUUGCAAAAUUAGCCCUAUGCAUCCUGUUGGCAGUGGGAUCCCAGCCCAAGCACUCAGCAGAACCCUGGUCACCACAAUUUGGCAACACUGAUUUAGCAAACAGUCCCUUAAUCAGGCAAAUUCAGCCCUCAGUGCCAGGUGCAGGAGAAACAGGACAGGUAGGAAGGGGGGAAUUGCCUUUCUUUGCCUCUCAAAAUCCCACUUGAAGUGUAACUUAACCUCUGCAGACCUUGUGCAAAGCAAAAAGCAAAUGCCAUUGAAGACUUAGGACAAUACUCCAAUGAGUGGUUUGGGCAUGUGAUAGUUUUACCCUGCUACAUCUCUGUUCUUUUUCUUCUGUUUUCCCUGUUUUUAUUUCCACCUCUGCUUUGAAAAAUUCUUUUCUAUUUUCUCUCUCUCAGAAGAUUUGCUCUGAAAUUAUGCUUGGAGUAGCUGAUCAUAUCCUCCAUGACAGAGAGGGUUCUUUUUUGUUUGUAUUUUAUGACUGUGUUGGGUUUUGGUUUUUUUUUUUUCAGUUGAACUGCCUCUUCUUGCUAGUGUUGAAUGGUAAUUAUAAUAAUAAUAAUAAUAAUGGUCAGCUGUUCCCAGAUUAGUAAAUUAUGUAUAAUUUAUUUACACCCCCCCUUUUUUAACUUUAUUUUAUUCUGUUCUAAUUUGGCAGUGCAGCAAAUGAAGCUGUUAGGCUAUUUAAAAUGGAUACCCCUCCCCACCUUACCUUUUUAUAUAUAUAUAAAUAUAUAUAUAUACAUAUGAAAACAAAUCGCUUCUUCUUCUGCUCACACCAUUUCUCUUUCUUUUAUUUUAAUUUUGGCCCCAGCCAUGUCAACUUCUGAUGUUUAUUAUGAUGGAGUGAAUUAAUGGGAGUGUUGUUUUCAAUCUUAAUUAACUUCUGCUCUCUCAUCACUCAUUUUAGUUAUUUAAUUACACCAGUCAUCUAGAGCCAAUUUUUUUUAAGCACUCUGUUUGGAUAAGAAGGAAAAAAAAAAUAGACAAUUGUUUUUAUAUCAUUAUUAUGUACAAUGUGAAAACAGAUAUUUGCUCCUUUUUAUUUUAUUUUUUUUAAAACUUUUAAAUUUGUUCCCUGUCUUUGUGAACAAAUUACUUCUGACUCUUGUGGGUUCACCUCACAUUUGCUGGAUGCUUGAUCUCCACCACGGUUUAGAGACUCUCUGGUUUAAUUGUGUCACUUCGGGCUACCGGAAUACUUUGUUUUAGCUCCAGGUAGGUGCCACUGUGGCAGGUGGGAGCAAGUCUUGGAGGCUUGGGCUGGGAAAAGCCAGUGGGAAGGGGGCCCUUGGACUUCAGUGGGACCAAGUUUCAGUCCUGAAUUCUGCGGGAGCCGCUCCUGGAGGCAGCCUGGUGUCCAUGGGCACGCUGGGACAGUGCCCUUCUCCAAGAACUCCGUGCUUUUCACACCACCUCACCCAGGGCUCAGCUGAAACAGCUGAUUUUUUUCUGUACACAUUCCCUUCGGAGAGACUGUGCCCCAGCCUGGCCUUCCCCUGGCCUUCGGAAAUGGGUUGCUUUAGCAGACUGUCCACCUCCUCUACAUUUGGGAUGUUGAAGCUGUUGCAGAAAUGUUAAAAAGAAAAAAAAAGAAAAAAAAAAGAGGCCAAAAGAUGAAAAUACAAAUUUUUAAAAAUUGGCUCUGGGGUUCCAAACCAGCAAAAUACUUAAUGCCCAUGCUAAUGUUUUCUUAGGUCCAAGGAUGAGUACCCAUAUAUCCAUCACCAGUAGAAGACCACAUUUGAAAAUAGGGUACUGUUUGUCCCGCUUGAAUUUUCUGGGGAAAAUAAAGAAAAAACUAAAAAACAGCAACAACAACAACAACAAAAAAGGCAAAACAUGCAUUUAUAAAAAUUAUCUUCUUGUCUCGUUUCUUUUUUUUUUUUUUCCUGGGUUCUGUGCCCUGGAGCAUGUAGAAAAAACAGGUUAGAAGAGAUUAGGAUUUAUUAACCUAAAAGCUCAUUGAGGCCCUAAUGCCAAGGUGAGCUCUGUUCCCCUCUUCCCUGGGAACCUGGAGAGCCAGGAUGCUCCUGGGGAGCUGCCUGGGGUGGGGUGUACAGGCCACCUCCUUCUAAAUGCGGGGGUAGCCACCAUGCAUCUUGUGAUCUUGAGAAAAAACAUCACCAGCAGUGGGGAAAAGGGGAAAAGGAAAAAAAACUGAAGGCACUUGCUUCUAAGCUCAAUUAAAUAACACAGAGUAUAUCCUUUUUUCCAUUUAUUCAUGCCUUAUAUUAGUAAAAUGGGAUUUUUAAGUGCAUUUAACAUCUUUAUCUAACCGUUCCGCUAUAUUAAUCAGGCCCCCAGAAAAGAACACUAGCUGCUAUUAUAGCAUUUAAUUAGUUUUGUAACCAAAUCCUCUUAUUAUGAAUGCAUAUGGAAGAAACUCUUUCUUCGAAGACAUUAUUUCAAAGAUUUGGUUACUGCAGUAGACUGUCUUUAAUUAAAUCAUUUUUUAGAAAGUAAAUUGUCUUUAACCUUUUUACAGCACAUUUUCAGAGCUUUUUCUUUUUAAUCCAAAGAGAUGAGCUGUUAUUGUCCCCGAAGAAGCCUCUGACAUCACAUUUGUAACAUCAAAAAUAAUUAUACUCCAUGGAAAUGUAGGUCUUCCUUAGCAAGAAUUCAUCUGCUGUAAAGAAAGGCAGCUGUGUGGUAUCUCGGACAUUUCAGGGCAUGAUGUGUGGGAUAGGAAGUUUCUUUGUCUGACCACUUCUCAGUAGAACCAUCCCUUCCAUUUUGCAAAUAACUGUGUAAUUCACUAGAUGUGGAUUCAAGUGUAUCCUCAAUUCACAGGGCAUGGGCUGUCUGUUUAGCUUGGUUUAUAUUUACAUUUUUUUCAACUUUAUCUUAACUUCUCAGUUUCCCAGAUUGAAGAACAUGUCAAGUUCGUUUUUUCUACUGACUGAUUUCUCUACUCCCCAGUGUUUUUUGUCACUGGUGUGCUGAAACAGUAUUUAUAUAGCUCCAUUGGCUCUAAAGCUCUUACUCCUCCUAACGUUUUGGAUUUUACAAGUGAAAUGAAAAUAGAAAAGAAAUAGAGACAAUCAAAUGCCUGGAGCUUAAAACAAAGUAUGUGCAACCUACCAUCUCACUUGAAAUUUAAUAAAAGAAAUAAUUAUGUAAAUAUAACAUAGAGUUAUAGAUUUAUAUUUUGUUCAUAACACAUAGUGUAAUAUAAGUUGUAUAUUUUCAUGUUUUUGGUUUUAUGUUAUCAUUCAUGCCACAAUAAAUAAAAAAAACCAGGACUUGAUGUACUCUUUAAAAAAAAUACAAUGUGGAUUGCCACCAUCCUGGGGUUUUUGUUUUGGUUUUUGGGUUUUUGUUUCUUUUGCAUUCCCCUUUUUCAGUAUUACUGCCCUGCAAGGCACCAAUAAAACAGCAAAUGUGUUCUUUACCUA